Molecule: messenger RNA, 2229 nt
Organism: Aspergillus steynii IBT 23096
Lineage: Eukaryota; Fungi; Ascomycota; Eurotiomycetes; Eurotiales; Aspergillaceae
Product: putative signal transducer
Exons: 2
Coding region: 1-2229 (742 amino acids)
Biological process (GO): chromatin remodeling; regulation of DNA-templated transcription
Cellular component (GO): nucleus
Molecular function (GO): ATP-dependent H2AZ histone chaperone activity
Source: RefSeq, a predicted model, not a curated record
AUGGCGGAGGACCAUGAAGUACAGUCCGUCGCAGAAGAUGCGGUUCCCGUCGAAUCCCUCAUCGAGGGACGCGCCAAACGCAGCACAGCCGGACGGCUGAUGUCCUCCCUACUCGACGCCGAAGCAGACGAUGACCUAGCCCUUUUGUUCGAGGAAAUCGAGGAUGACAAUGAAUUCGACGCGGCAGCAGACGAAGAAGGGGCGGAGGAGGACGAUAUGGGGAUGGAUUCUUCGUCGGACGAUGACGACGACCAAGGCCCGAAUGCCCGGGCCGACGACUUUGAGGGCGAGAAGCAAAUCGAGAAGGAGGAGAAGGCCGAAAAGAAGAAGCGCCGGGCCCAGCAAGAUCUCCGAUUCAAGAUCGCAAGCAAAAAAGUCAAGAUCGACCCCACCGCUGUCCCAGCCGCAGCCGCAGCCGCGCCGGCUCCUCGACCGAAAAAGAAAUCGGAGCGGAUCUCAUGGAUCCCUACACAAGAUGAGGGGCCUACGCGGUCGUCUUCUCGCCGGCAGACUAUGCAGAAUAAAGAAAUCACGCAUGCACGUCUCAAGGAUAGUGAAGAGAAGCGGGUUCGGCUGAUUGCUACUAUGGAGGAGGCAGCCAAACGAAAGGCGCAAUUCAAGCCAAAACAGAUGACUCAGGCAGAACGACUUGCCGAGGCCGAGAGAGUGGAACGGCACAACAGUAAAAGCCUCAAUCGGUGGGAAGAAAUGGAAAAGAGGAAGGCGGAAGAAAGACAAGCGAAGAUCGAAGCGCUUCAAAAUCGCCGCCUCGAAGGACCAGUCAUGUCCUACUGGAGUGGUGUCGCUACUUGGGUAAAUGGUCGCAUAACGCGCCUUGGUAAAGUUGAUGUCACGCCCAAGCCAGAGAAAGAAGAAAAUACUCGCAGGAAGAGCAAGAAGCUGGAAAAAGAGGGUAAAAAUGUGACAGAGCAAAAACCUACUGAGGAUGCUACUGCUGCAGAAUCUGCCACGUCGCAAACCGCCCCUCCCUCAACCUCAGAAUCUACUGCAAAUCCAGCACCACCUGCUGAAGGGGAACCUGCAAAACAGGAUGGAGAUACUCCUCAAAUCCAACAAACGAACAGUGAUUCCUUGAAGGAAGGGGGCGAAAAUGCAAGUGCUGAUACUGCCGUGAAUCCCGCACCUGCAGCUCCAUCAGCCGCGGCCAAUCAAUCCUCUACUCCCGCGGCAGAUAAUGCACAAGUUCCCGAAACGACCCUGGAAGCACAGGCAGGGGGGGAUAUUGCAACACAGCAACAAAAAGAAACUGCUCCGGCUGAAACGACGACUGAGACACCACCCACGGAGGAGGUAGAAGUGACCAAGCCAAAUGAGAAGGUGGAAGAAUCUUCAGGGGAGCCAUCCCAAGAAGCGCAAGAGCAAUCCCAAUCACUGAACGACGUCACAUCUAAACCUGAUCAGCCAGCGAAACCGGAGCAAGCGCCCGCAGAGGAAAAAUCAGACGAGGCAUCCAAAGCAGUGGUCGCUGAACCAGCUGCAGCUGCCAACGCUGCUUCUAAGGGCGCUACGGCACAGAAAGCGGUUUCUCCUGCUGCUCCGGAUACCACUCCGGCUGCAGCUGCACAACCUGCCCAACAAGCGGGAACACCUGCUCCAGAACAGAAAGAACAGGAAUCGCCUACAAUACACGUCGAUCAGACGGCUACCGCGAAUGAGGAUAUGCCACAACCUGAAAUCCCUCAGCCCCCACCAGUCAUUGAACAGACGGGACGAAGCCUAACUGUGCUGGAGAACUUUGACGAUAAAACUGCGCAGAGUCGGGAAUUUAGUAUCUAUUUCAACGCUAAGAAACCCCCCAGACUAACUAAGAUAUCGUCGUCUCUCUGCGUCAUCACAUCCCUCCCAUCACGCUAUCGAGACCCGGAAACAUCUCUGCCUUUCGCCAACGCGUAUGCGUAUAAUGAAAUUCGACAUACCGUGGCGCAAAAGUACGCCUGGAGCCCUAUGCUCGGAUGCUAUGUGGGACCUACCCAGGUUGCGGCGCGUGGAGUCCCGGAACGGUUUUUAGGAGGUCCACAGGCCGCGUCUGAUGGCAAGGAUAGUGAGCAAAAAGAGAGCGGUGGCAAUGCUGAACCUGCCCCUACCGAAAAGGAUAAGGAAGGUGAUACAAACCCUUCCGGUGAUGUUCCCAGCGCAUCUAAACCGGCACCUCCUGCAACACCAACACCUGUCACAACGGAUGCCGGUGACCCAAUGGAAGUCGACUAA